AUGCUCCCGCCAAAAACAAAGUUCGUGCGCGAGAUCGAGCGCGGACGCCACGACAAGACCGCCCGUCCGUUCCCCGCGCCCUUCCGGACCCGACACGGACCCCCGCCCGCGCCGAGGCCCCACUGCACCUUCGGCGCGCCCCCACCCCCGGACACGACCUACUUCGCCCGCGUUCUCCGCCGCUGUCGACACGACGACAACGACGACGACUCUGACCCCUACGCGCCGACGCUGCCCAUCUACGAAAAGGAGUCCGACACCGCGAGCAUCUUCACGGUGCGCCACGGGGGCGUCUAUACGGAGCGCCGGGGUUCCCGGGGCUACGCCGGCUCCGGGAGGUGGAGCCUGAGCAGUUACGGGUCCUUCGACGUCGCCAGGUACCGUCGGGACCUUGCGGCCGCGACGGCGAGGCGGCGGCGGUGGUUAACGUUCCUCGCGUUCGCGCUCGCGGGGCUGGUCCUCAUCUUCGGGGCGGGCGUCCUGGCGUUUGUCCUCAUGUCGGUCCCGAGAGGGGAAUGA
Colletotrichum destructivum is the source of this 519-nucleotide messenger RNA. RefSeq lists its product as uncharacterized. The transcript has a single exon. The record is from RefSeq and is a predicted model, not a curated record. The coding region runs from base 1 to 519 and encodes 172 amino acids. Lineage: Eukaryota; Fungi; Ascomycota; Sordariomycetes; Glomerellales; Glomerellaceae.